AUAGGCACAUAACGGCAGUUUCCACACACUACGGAAAAAUCACGUACAAUACAGAAGACGAGAUAAAGUAGUAAAAUAAUACUGUGUUUAAUUAUGUUGAAAUUUCCUGUUAACAUGUUUUUUUUUAAUUACGAAAUAACUCCCUUAUCAUCUAUUCAGUAUACCAGUGCGACUGUUAUAGAAUCUCCGUUGUGCAUUUACCUAACUGGCGGAAUUGUUGUUGUAGGAAACAUGGCGUCCCAGUGCAGCCUCGCUACUCUGUUUCCCAUCCAGAGUCAGCUGGACUUAGAUUUAGAAGAAGCGCCAACGGCACAGGAGGAAGAAACUCUCGUAUUGCAGUAUCUAAAAGACUUGGACGAAAGAGGCGACUUAAAAAUACCAGAUUUCCACACAGGUUUGGAAUGGCUGAACACAGAGGCUCCUCUUUCUUUAAACAAAGAGCUGACUGGCAAAGUUGUGCUGCUGGACUUCUUCACCUACUGCUGCAUCAAUUGCACGCACAUCCUGCCAGAUCUCCACCAGCUUGAGGAGAAACACUCAGUGGAAGAUGGACUGGUUAUUGUUGGUGUUCACUCUGCUAAGUUCCCAAAUGAAAAGGUCCUGGACAAUGUUCGCAGUGCCGUCCUUCGUUACAAUAUCUGCCACCCGGUGGUGAACGACGGCGACGCUCACCUCUGGCAUGAGCUGGAGGUGUCCUGCUGGCCAACGCUGGUCCUGCUUGGACCGCGUGCCAAUCUUCUCUUCUCCAUGGUGGGUGAAGGCCACAGUGACAGGCUGACACUUUUUACCCGUUGUGCCCUCCGCCACUACGGGGAGCGAGGCCUGCUGAAAACACACACGGUGGGAAUCAAGCUAUACAGGGACUCCCUGCAACCCAGCAUACUGUCAUUUCCUGGAAAGGUGGCGAUAGACAGCGGCAGGAAAAGAUUGGUCAUCGCAGACACUGGCCACAACCGCAUUCUAGUGGUGGACUCAUACGGGUUUCUGUUGAAUGCGAUUGGAGGACCUGAAAGUGGGAGUCAAGAUGGUGACCUGUCCGAAGCCUCCUUUAACGCCCCUCAGGGUGUUGCCAUAAAUGGAGACACAGUGUAUGUCGCUGAUACAGAAAACCACCUGAUCCGAAAGAUUGACCUGUUAGAGGGAAGAGUCAGCACCCUCGCUGGCAUCGGAGCUCAAGGCACAGACAAGGAGGGCGGAGCCAUGGGGCCUCAGCAGCCAAUCAGCUCACCCUGGGAUGUGACUCUGGGCUCGGCGGGUGCUGCAGAAUAUAAUGUGCUUUGGAUUGCUAUGGCAGGAACACACCAGAUCUGGGCCUUGUUUCUAGCUGAUGGUAAACUGCCCAAAGGAAGUGAUUUCAAGGCCGGGACUUGCGUGCGAUGGGCCGGCAGCGGCAGUGAGGAAAACAGGAACAAUUCUUACCCCCACAAGGCUGGCUUUGCUCAGCCCUCAGGUCUGGCUUUGGCCCCCGAGGAGCCGUGGAGCUGCAUGUUUGUGGCCGACAGUGAGAGCAGCAGCGUUCGCACCAUCGCUCUGAAGGAUGGUGGUGUUAAGAUGCUUGUCGGUGGAGAGAGAGACCCAACGAACCUUUUUGCUUUCGGGGAUGUUGACGGUAAAGGAGUGGACGCCAAGCUGCAGCAUCCCCUUGGUGUGGCCUGGGCCACUGAACAAAGCCUACUCUACGUGGCCGACUCCUACAACCAUAAGAUCAAGGUGGUGGAUCCAAAGACGAAGGUGUGCAGAACACUAGCAGGAACAGGAGAGGCUGGAGAUGCCCUGGGACCAGAACUGGGCAAAUCCUGCUUCAAUGAACCUGGAGGAAUCUGCGUCAGUGGUGACGGGAAGAUACUUUACGUUGCCGAUACCAACAACCACCAAAUCAAAGUGUUGGACCUGGUCUCCAAGACUGCCUCAUUGUUCUCAAUAUCCAAGGACUGCACAGACUCUGUGCCUACCAGAAUGCCAGCUCCUGUCAAAGCCCCCACACUGCCUAAAUCAGCUGUCAGGAAAACACUGCCACCGGCAGCAGUGUCAGCGGGACAGACUUUCAACCUGUCCCUCACCCUGUCCCUCCCAGAAGGAAGCAAACUGACUGAAGAGGCCCCCAGCUGCUGGACACUUUCAGCUGAGGGUAAUGAAUGGCUACUGGACAGUGAGGUCAUCACCGGUGAUAUUUCCGAUCUCUCCAAGCCCGUUUUCAUCUCCACCAAACUUCCAGCUGUCGUGAAGGACUCCGACAGCAACGCCAGCUUCACUGUGAACGUGUGGCUGUUUUACUGUAGGGAAGCAGGAAACGCCUGUACGAUGAAGGCGGCCUCCUUCAUACAGCCUCUUCAGAUAAGUGGCAGCACCGCCGAGGAAGAGGUCAGUGUGGCACUGACUCAUGCCUUUUAAAGCCGCUCACAGCUCUUGUCUCACACAGCCAAAGAUGCCACUCCGUGCCACGACAUUUCAUCUUCACCUUUAAUAUAACUAAACGACACAGUUUCUUUUCUUUUUUUUAACCCAAAAGAAAAUCGAGUGUAUUUCUUAGUUAUUUCUCCGACCUCCUUUCCAUGCAGCAGUGCUGUUGUUGUGUUACGUUGUUAAUGGGAAUGCAAAUGGAUAUGUAUAUUAGACACGGCAGCAGCACAGAUGCACCGCAGACACAAAUGCAACCUGGAAAAUUUCAAAUGCAGCACUUUAACGUAUGACGCAAACAUUCAGGCUGGAUGUGGGGGAAAAUAUAUUUUCCUUUUUUUAGGUGUAUUUUGAUUAGGUUUUUUUUAAAAUGACCAUUUUGUUGCCAUUUGAAUCAUGACAUGCAGAAAAUUCAGUUUGAUACUAAAUUAAGAACGACAACGUCCUCAAUAAUAAUGAACCGUAUUUGUGAUAAAGGCGAACGAGCCACUGUCACGGUUUAAAAAAGAAUUAAGAUGACCUGCAGAAAGGUUGUCGGUUCAAUCUACUGAAUAAUAGUCACACACACCUCAGCAGACAGUAGACAUUAAACUUCAUAAAGAGAGUUUUAUGAUUGACUUGUGAAAACUCUUCGCUCCGCUUCUACUUUCUCAUAAACGUGUCACCUUGUCUUUAAUAUCAGGCCAGAGAAAUGUGUAAUAAGGAGAAAAGGGAAGAAAUGAAAGCUCCAAAGCUUUAUCUAUGCAGAGAUUCAUUUUUUUGUCAUUAAUAUAUUAAAGGAGUCCUGUACCAGAGUCUUUAUCUUCAAAUUGCAUUUCUUUUUCUAUAAAUGCUAAGGUAUAAAGUAAGUGCUGCUUUUUUUUUGUCAGCUACCAAAACCCAAAGUUUUAGUAUUUUGUUCAGGCUGUGCUCACAUGCUGCUGUCGCCUACAAACCCCGUCCACUUUUCUCCUGGGACGGCUAGAUCCGAUACUCAGGAUCAGUCUGAUAAUGGUCAAAACUAUAGCCCGUCUGAUCCGAUACCUGAGCCCAAUUGUGAACAACAUAAUUUGUUUAGAAAAUUCCCUCCGUGUUCUUUUUCGUCUUGUGUUUGCUGACAUUAAUCAGAACAGAUGGCCUCUUUUUUUUUUUUUUUAGAGACCCCGUUCAAACUGUGUCACAUUUCUCUCGUAGUUCCUGGGCUUCACUUUUAAUUACAUUUAUGUUACCUAGAAAAAAAAAUAGUUUACAAAUCUCUUAAAUAAAAGUGUCCUGGCCAAGACAGACCAUCGUUUAUUUUCCCAAGAUAAUCCAGGUGGCAACAAACUGACGCUUCUUGAUGAGUUCUUUUCUAAGAUGGUUAGAAAAUAAAACUAUAAAUAUAGUUGUGUAGUUACUGAUGCUUUGAUGUCAAAACAUUUUAAAAUUAGAACUGUGUCAUUUUCCAAAGUUAUAUGCAAAGCUACGGAACACUCCAGCUGAUGCCUGGAACCCGAUGCAAAUUGUUGUUUAUUAAUAAGUAGCACAAACAGAAUUUCAGAAAUGCACUGUUGCAUGUUUAUUAUCUGUAGCACAACGGCACAACGGCAACGUGCAACUGGUAUUUAAAGAGUUUUUUUUACUACCAAUACUCUGCGUGACACGCGUUAAUUGACAAGUACUCCACGUUGCAGUAUAGGCAUCGUAUCAGACAUGAAUAAGUUACAUCGAGCCGUCCUUAAAUUUCUACGAAACACCUUCAUGUGUUUAAGUAUCAGUAUCAAAAUAAAUAAAAUACAGUCUAGUGUCAAUAUUCGUAACGAGUACCUGCUCGUUACAUUCAAGCCACUUUACAUGAACAUUUACAUAACUCUGGCUGCGUUAAUCAUGUUUAUGUGUGUGUAAAUGCAGUAUUUGUCUCCGAAGUACCAUGUGUACUCUCACAUUCACGUGCAGCUUUCUUCUGUGUGAGUGUUUGUUCUUUUAUUUGGACUGUCAGUGACAUAAGAAACCUCGUAAAGUUGCUGUGUAAAGUGUCGCUGUCGUUCGAAUCAGUCAUGAACUGCGUUUAUCGUGUACUGUAAGAGACAAAGGACCAGUGCGUGAAGCGGCGCUUCAGCUGUGAGCGCUGUAUUCAUGUUUGUUGCGGGUGUGUGUGUGUGUGUGUGUGUGGACUGUGGUGACGGUGCUGAAGUUGUAACGCUCGUGUAUCUCUUUUCAGUUUUCUAAUUUACGAGGUGACGACAGCAGCGGCCACCAACGAGUGUUUGCACAGCCAUUUUGUGUCAUAACGUAAUUAGGCUUGUCUCACUGGUUUGGUUUGCUCUGGUUGGCUGUGCUCAGGUGCCUUGACCAUGGGAGUGUCACUGUGUUGACGGUGUGAACUGAGUAUUCCUGUCUGAAGCAAUAACAUGUUUCCCUAAUGGGAGAAGUAAGUGCUACACUGUGCUAUGUGUGACUUUCUGGUAUUUUCCUAAUCUGAAUAAAAGUACUGCCUCUCUGCAUUUUUUUUAAAUCUCACAAAUUCUUCCACGUUUGGCAUCUGUUCCAGGAAUUCCUCUUUCGCCUUUCUUGAAGGUAUGCUAGCUUCAUGUGAAAUGCACCACGGCGAGAAACAAGGCUCUAACACAUUUUUGUCGUGGGGUGAUAUUGUUUAUGGGUUGGGUUUGUACUGACCUCCCACAUGGCUGAAAAUCCUUUGUUUUGUUUUUUUUUUUUGCUUUUCCAUUUGAGUCCGGCAAUACGGACACAAUGAGCACAUGAAUAAAAAUGAGACGGCAGUGCUUCUACUUCAGGUUUUAUCAAACGCUUGUCUAAUGAGUGCCUAACCUUAUAAAUAAUAAAUGAAGACUGCAGUGCCAGGUUAGAUCUCUGCUGACCUGAGAUGUCGGACCUGAUGUUCCCAUCUGUGGGUGUUCUCAUUCUUUUAACAGGAUCCGAGUGGUUUGUCUAAUUAACGGACAGUAAGUCACUAGUUUCUCGUCUUUUUCAGUUGAAAGUUGCUCCUGUUUUGAAGAAUGUUUUUUUGCGUUUGUUAUUUAAAUUUGACGUUGCUCAGCUCUUUCGCAGAUCAGCACUUCCUGUCUCAGACCAGUUUGUCAGUGAGGAGACAUUUCUCUAUAAACUUUAAAUCCAAUCCCUGCAUGUUCAUACUGUGUGUGUAGUUGUGCUGUAGCUUUUUGUGGGCGUCAAUCACCAUUUCUUCGCUCUUGGUGGUAUUGAUGGUUGACCGUGUACCAUCUGACCAAAAACGAUAAACCAGUAGAUUACCCAGAUAUACCCAGCUAUUCUUACAUCUUCAGUGAUGUAUAUUAUCUCCUAAAGUACAUCAUUUACUACUCCCUCUGCUGCACAAGGAUAUCAACAACCUUUUACUCUCAUAAUUUUAACCACUCUUGCCUAAUCCUUUAAGGGUCGCAGUGGGAGCUGAAGCCAAUCCUGUUUGUCAAUGGGAGGAGGGCGAUUACACUCCAGACACUCCAUCAUAUGGUCACACGUAGAGACAAACACCCAUUAACCACUAGCGCACAGUUAUUAGUGUCCAAAUAGCCUAAUCCAUUUAACCUCCAUUUUAUUGCGCUGUGGACGAAAGAAGACGAUCCUGGAAAAACUCGACAACAAAACCAUUCGUUUCCAUCAGGGAUCAAACUGAGUCUACUGUAAAGCAAGAGCAGUAACCACUCGUCCACCGUGUGUAUUUAUUGUAGUCAUAGAAGUUGCUGGUAUUUUUACAAAUCUAACAGGCAGUGUAUAAUAUAUUUAAGUUGUAUUUUUUUUCUGUGCUUGUUGGAAUCUGGAAGGAAUUGACUUUGUGUGGUCAGAUGAAGGGCAGGAGGAGACCCCGCCUCCCACUGUGUUUUGGACAGGACUUUAAAUGUCAGCGAUUAGAACGUCUUAUGCAACACAGUCCUAAAACUUCUGCGUGGUUCUCUCACUGACGCUAAGGUUACAGAGUACUUACAGUACAGUGAGUUUAACCCAUAUCCCGAGCUGGUGUUCUGUGACACCUCACUGCUCUAUAUGAAGGUACAGUUUUAAAAAGGCACAGGGAUUUGUGGGGGCAGAUCUCCAGGGCCUUGAGGAUUUAAAUGGGAGUUGUUGGAUCAUAACCUUGAAGACUGCACGGCUCAUUUUAACAGCACAAAAAAAAGGCUUUGAGAGGUUGUUCUCAUGGGGCUUUUAAACACUUCACCUCCUGUGACGCUCACAUGAUGCACGAAGCUGACACUGGUCUGUUGUUAUUGAUCUCCCUAAAUCUGUUGCAUGUUUUUUUUUUCAAAGAGGAAAAAUGUGGAUGACCGAGGUUUCUGAGUGCUGUUAUGAAACGACGAUAAAAAAAACCUUGAAACUAUACGCAGGUUCAGUGAAGGAGAAAAUCCGUCUGGGCCUUUUUUUAAUUGCACGAAUGACACGGCUUAGUCAGCUCUAUUAUUAUCAUAUCUCUGUGGGAGAUUAAAAAUGGCCGCUUUCGUAAUUCAGAGACGGCAGAGGAGGAAAACGCCAAGAUUAUGGGCCGAGAGAGUUGAGUUUUCGCACACGAGUCCUGCGAACAUCACGCCACCUCACCUUUGACCUGAAAGUCAACUGGGAUUUGACAAUAGUGUUGACCUGUGAGGAGUUGGAGUUGUGACACGAACAGCUGGCUCUGAGAAAUGUAGGAAUUUGCUGCUGCUGGUUACUGGUCAAGACCUGUGUGCCGAGCUGUGUUUUUAAAAGUUGAAGUACAGGAGAGUGGUUCAGAUGCUACAAAUUCACUCUCAGAGAGGGAAUAGGUCAGGGGUUACUGGAUGCUUUUAACCUUUUGUUGCCGACGGAAGCGGUCUGGCUCCAAUAUGAACGUCUCCUUGAAAAGAUUGCGCGUGCUGUGUUUGAACGCUGCAUUUGAAUUUCAUUUUUUGUUACAGUUCUUUUCUUUAGUCCAGUUCAGAAAAUGUCAAAUGUAUAUUUUAAGUCGUACAACUAUUUUUUUUCUAUUUUUUGUUCACUAUUUAUAUACAUAUUAUUAGACUUAUUAUUAUUAUUAUUAGAAUGUAUAAAGGGGUUGGUUUGAUAUGUUGCAAAUAAAAAGCUACGAAAUCAAAACAUGUAAAACAAUUUCCCAACCAAAAAACCCUGCAAUCCUACAGACACCACUACAUUCAACCCACAGCUCUAAUUUAAUAUAUUGUACUAAUAACAUAGAAUAAAUACACCGAGCAUCAACAUCUUCAGAUUUGUGGACACGUUCUCUUCUCAGUAUACGAAGGGAAAAGCUCCUGAUAGAAGCUUUCCACAUUGAUUUUCCACAGCGUAUGUUUUAAAUUGCCAAUUUAUCUGUGCCCUAUUUUGGUCACAGGAGAGAUUCGCGCAGAUUGUUUAUUUCCUGGUGCUGUUGUUGUGACUUUCUGUUCUCCCACCGCUUCCAUUAGCAUUUACGAUAUGUUUGUCCUGUAGUCUCGUCAGUGUGCUGUAAGGGCUUUUGGGAUGUUUUACCACUGUCACUUUCACCGUGUGACAUGAGCUUUCACUGUCUGCGUGCAAGAAAAAGUAACAUAUGCACGAAACCCAGUGAUUCCGUAACCACGUUAGCUGUGAUAAAUUAGUGCCAUAAGAGAACCAGAAAAGAAAUCCUGGAAAAUCCACCAACAAAAUAUCUGAGUUUUUAGCUAUGGAGAAAAAGUUGGGGUUUUUUUGUAAAAGAAAAUUGGAUUUCCGGGAGUUGGUGCACGGGGGAAUGAAGAACUAUUUUUCCAACCGUAAUGCCUUGACAAAUGGGAAAAUAACUUGGUAUGGCAUGGGACCAGGUUACAGAAACAGGAAUUUUAAGACUUAAUCUUAAACACAAACAAAUUGAAGGUAGAAUAAACUGCAGGUGGACCGUUGGGAGGAGACAAAGGUGAGGGGAAGAAAAAUAAUAUCACAGAACGGAGUUGAUGGGAGUCGUUAGAAUUUACAUAAUCAAUGUUGAAGUGAGAAAAUCGACAACAAAGCUCAUCCAGAGCAUAUUCGGUGUCAGAUUUUGUAUGUUGCGCGCUUCUUCACUUCCACGUUCCCGCUCAACCUUAUUGAUUCUAAGAGAGCGCUCGCAGCUAACUCUGUUUACCACCGCACGAUCCGCAAUCAAUGUGAAAUGUCAGAGUCACAGAUCAGCAAACAGAGGUCACCACGAGACAUCGAUAAACCAGGUGUGUUAUACAACGAAAAGAGUGAGUUGAUUUCGUCAACACUGGCAGUAGAUGCUGUGUUCAUAUGACACUAACAAGAUUUUUGUUUUUUUUUCUUCGUCAACGAACAGUGUUUGUCACGGUCACUGGGUUCUGACUGUAGGAUGAAGGGGGGUUACUUGGUCCAACAUUUACCUCCGGGGCUUCCUCUCAUUGAUGUGCUUGAAAUAUUGUCACAAGUAUUACACAGCGGCCGCACGGUGGAAGUGAUUAGUGCUCCUGCCUUACAGCAAAGAAGACCGCUGAUUCAGUCACGUAUGAUCUUUUUGAAAGGGAUUGUCACAUGAGCUUUUUUUUUUUCUCCAGAAAUUUCCUCCCUUAGUCCAAAAUCUUGCAGGAUAUGACUGUGAAGGCAUGUUUUUCUUUUCAUUCUCUACAUAGGACCAUGCCUGUGAUCAGUCUUCUGUGUAUCCCACCCUCACUCAGCAACUAGGAGGAGUGAUCUCUGCCAACCCCAACAACUUCCUUCCUUUUCCUGUAAUCCAAAAACCAAUUAAGUGGGUAAAAAUAAUUUUAAAAAAAGAUAGUAUGAGAAAUAGUCCUCCGACUAGACAGCAGUCAGUCCCAAGACGUUUGUUUUUUUAUUAAUGAUAAAUGCAUGGCUGUUUUAUUUUGAAACUGUUGACGGCUGUCAUGAAGCUCGAUGCUUGCUUCAAGUGCGUCCUCGGCUGCAAACUCAACAAGGCUCAUUCAAACAAAAUGUGUUAAAAUGACCUUUGGUCCCCAGCCGUAUGGAGAUGUGCAUUUCUCACAUUCCCUACUCAAACGUGUUCAAAGAGAAUUCUGUGUUAAACAACACAUUCACGGACGUGUGAAAGGAUCCGCGCAGCCACUUUUACAUCUCGAGAAAAACCUUUGCUUUGUUCCUGCUAGGUUGUUCCACAAAGCCCUGGGUCAGCGGGUUCACGGCGGGAGCUGAUUGGGACACACGAAAAAAACGAGUAGCGCGGCCUCAUCCAUCUCUGUGAGGCGUCGGUGUCAAGAGAUCUGUACAAAAGGUUUCACCUAACUCAUCGUGAAAGUCCUCUCCGUCCUGCUCUGUUCCACUAAGGUCAGCUUACGGGCGUAGUCUAAGACAGUGAUUUGAUCUCUUUUCAUCAUAUAUAAAUUAAUUAUCAUGUAUAUAUAAUGUAAAAUAAUUAUUAUUUAAUAUUAAUACGGUUUUUUUUUUACCUGAAGAGGAGUGGACAAGUGUUAUCAUUUUUUCAAAAUUAAAUACCAAGCAGAUUAAUAUAACUUAAUUUACAAAACAAAAUU
Molecule: messenger RNA, 9815 nt
Organism: Cynoglossus semilaevis (tongue sole)
Lineage: Eukaryota; Metazoa; Chordata; Actinopteri; Pleuronectiformes; Cynoglossidae
Gene: nhlrc2
Product: NHL repeat containing 2
Exons: 12
Coding region: 94-2391 (765 amino acids)
Molecular function (GO): protein binding
Source: RefSeq, a predicted model, not a curated record